UUUUCUCAUUAAAACUAAAAGCAACACGACCUCCCGCCAUCAAUUAUUAACAGAGUCAAGUCAAGACAGCAAGUCAUUUGGCAGAAACAACAAAGAAUGGUGCCAAUUUCCAGCUACAACGAAGAGCGCCGCCAAUUUCCUGGUAAUUUCCAGCAUCACCUCUCUCCAUACCUUACAGCUACGAAGAGUACUACAAAAAAUCAAAGCAUCUGCUGGGUGCCAAUGACACAAAAAUCUUCAGCGAAUUAAACAGAGCCAAUAAAAAAGAAGAACGCCAAUGUCCAGAGAGUCAGAUUCUCGCCGCAGCAAAACCAUCGGCAGCAGUGGUUCUUCCAUUGUGUGGUCAAUGUCAAAACGACGGAUGUUAGGGGCGGAGAUUCAGCAGAGGGGAUAGGUUUUUGCAUCUUUAGAGCGCCUCAAAGUCUGUCCGAGAUCAAUCCAGAAGGCUUACCAGCCUAAAAUUGUCCCGAUCGGCCCUUACCACCAUGGAGAGCGACACUUUCAAAAGACUCAAGAGCACAAGCGACGAUUCUCCACCGAUCUGCUCCAUCGAACAGACCAAACGACAGACAAGCUAGAGCACUUCGCCGAGGCUUUAAAACCAAAGGAGGAGGAGAUAAGAAGGUGUUACUCUGAGGAGUUAGAUUUCGACAGCGAUGAGCUCAUAGGGAUGAUGGUUCUCGAUGGUUGUUUCAUCAUUGAGCUGUUCUGCAAGUACUACUACCGUAAAUCCCCAGGCCACACCCAUCUGAAGCAUGACCCCUUACUGACUGAACAAUGGAGGUUGCCUUUCCUUAUGCAGGAUCUCGCCAAACUCGAGAACCAGAUUCCAUGGUCCGUUCUUAAAUGUCUAUUUGAUCUAACUCUGGGGUCCUGGAAUGAGGAACAUCCUUCUCUAUCCGAACUUGCCUUGAGUUUCUUCAAUCAGAUAGUUCAAAGAAAAGAUGAUAUCUUGAAGAAGUACUUCAAUCGGGAAGGAGAACAUUUGCUUGAUUUCCUCCGUUGUACAUACAUCCCAGAAUCUCAAGAAACAAAGAGAAAGGCGAAGGAAAGAAAGACAAAUGAUUUCCUUCAACUGAUCCAGCCCGCGAAUAAGCUACGCCAGGCAGGCAUUCAGUUCAAGCCCACCCAUUGUGAAAGCUUCAUGGACAUCAAAUUCAGUAAUGGUGCCCUGGAAAUUCCGGUACUAAAAUUUGAUGACUUUUUGAGUAGUCUGUUCCUCAACUUCAUUGCAUUUGAGCAGUGCCACUGUGGAUCCUCCAAGCACGUCACGGAUUAUGCCACUUUCAUGGCUUGCCUCCUUAACACACCAGCAGAUGCCGAGUUCCUGUGCAACCGCAAGAUCAUCGAGAGAUUCUUUGGGACAGAUAAGAAAAUUGCCCAAUUCUUCAACAACAUCGGGAAAGAUAUCGUGUUCAACAUCCGCAAGACCUAUUUACGCCAUGUGUUCCAGGAUGUAAACAGGUAUUGCGAGAAGGACUGGCGAGUACAUUGGGCCAGCUUCAAGAACACCUUCUUCAAAACGCGGUGGUAUCUCCUUACAGCUAUAGUAGCUUUCAUAGUUUUGGAUUUGUCAACAGUUCAGUCUUUAUAUGCUGUGCUUGCUUAUUACCGACCUACUCCUUAGCCACGUUUGAUGCAUGAUCUACUUCUGCUGCUAAUUGUUAUAGGUCAUUAGUGCAUGUUUCUGACUCCCUUAGUUGUUUCAAUAUCAUUAGCAAUGUCAGUCCGUUAUAUUCAUUUGGAACUAUAUGAUUGGGGGUGAGACUGAAUUGUCUUCCAAUGAAUGAUAUACCGCCUCUAAUUUUUGAGUUCA
Eucalyptus grandis is the source of this 1816-nucleotide messenger RNA. RefSeq names its product UPF0481 protein At3g47200. The record is from RefSeq and is a predicted model, not a curated record. Lineage: Eukaryota; Viridiplantae; Streptophyta; Magnoliopsida; Myrtales; Myrtaceae. Bases 671 to 1627 code for a protein of 318 amino acids. The transcript has 2 exons.